Molecule: messenger RNA, 1460 nt
Organism: Microplitis mediator
Lineage: Eukaryota; Metazoa; Arthropoda; Insecta; Hymenoptera; Braconidae
Product: translation machinery-associated protein 16
Exons: 5
Coding region: 72-692 (206 amino acids)
Cellular component (GO): nucleus
Source: RefSeq, a predicted model, not a curated record
UUGGAGCAGCUUUAUUGAGGUUAUUUAUAAAUUUUUUUUCUAUACGAAAUCGUUAUUACGCAUUUAUCAGAAUGUCGGUUGUUUUAAAAAAAGGAAUAUCAAAGCAAAAGAAAAUGCUUCAUCCAAACAGUAGAAAAGUAACAGCUAUUGUUAAAAAAAGCAAAAAAAUAGAGAAGAGAGAACAAUCAAAACAAACAGGUUUAAUGAAACAAAAUUUAAUUAGAGAAAAAAUGUUGUGGUUAAAAGAACACAUGAAGCCUCAAAUAUGUCCAUAUACAUCUGAAUUAACAGGUGAAUUACUUGAAAAAUAUAUUGCAAGACAUGACGAAGAACUUAAAGGAAUAGCAGAUAAGAAUAAAGUUCGUAAUAAGAAGAAUCGAAGCAAUGCAAGUCGUAAAGAUAUUUUACGAAUGAGUAAAGAAAGAGAUUCAGAUGAAUAUGACGGUUGUGGAAUAGAAAUACCCAAUAUCCUGAAUUCAACUCAGUGCGAAAUGUUGCGCAAGUGGGACGGAGACGUGCGUUACCUUCCAAAUUUUGUAUUUCGGCGAUUUGGCAGACGACAUGUCGAGCAAUACAAAAAAAUUUUAAUGACUAAUGCACCUGUUGAUGAAAAAUUACCGAUUCAAAAGGACAAAGAAAAUAAUAAAAUUAAAAAUGAUGUUAAAGAAAAAACAGAAAUGGAUAUUGAUUAAAUAUUUUUUAAAAAAUAAUUAUAUCAAAAACAUAAUAACGUAUUUGUGUAUCCGUAAUUAGGGAAAAAAAAAUUAUUUUACGACAAAAAAAAAGUUUGAUUACAGGAGAAAAUUAAAUAAUUAAAUGGAUAAACGUGGCCUAACGACAUGGUUAUUUUUUAAUAUGAAGAGAAGAUUGACGAAUAUAAGAAGGAAGAUAGAACAGGUCGUUGGGUCCUCAAGUGAAACUCAUGAUAUAUCUGAGAAGAAAUUUGAAAUACCUGUCGGCAAAUGAUCACAAGUAGUUACUAUACGGCUCUCAUUGAAGACGAAGAGAUUUUGCGGUGGGAGAUGAAGAAGCCGGGGGCUAAAUGUAACCCGUACGUUCCACUGACCCAAAUCCCCAAAUCAUGACUUUAUACAAGAGUUCCCAUAUACUAAGGUUUUCCCUUUCACGUUUAUACAGCAAUGAGGUUUUUACCUUGCCUCAGCCUUAAGUUUAUUGUAUAAUAAAUAUAUACAUUAAAAUUUUUUUUAAGAUUCCUCAGUGUCGUGCUGGUAAUAAGUAUAAUUUUUUCGACAUUCUGGUUCCUAUCGAAAUAUUUACAAUACUUAUUACUGAAUUUUGUUCAACUUUAAUUAUUAUUUUUUUUAUAUGUCUUUUAUUUCUUAUUAUUUUUUCUUUUCUUAUAUCUUUUCACAGUUUAUUUUAGUGAUUAGUACAUCUAUGUAAGUAAUUAAAAUAAUAAAAAGCUUUAAUAGAAAAUUAUUAAUAAAAAUGUUAUAAAU